AUGUCAUUGAAAGCAGUUUCUUUACAUAAUAUCCCUAGUGGUACACCUUUAAAGGAUUUUGUAAAAUUCCAGAUGAAUCGUACUUUGGAUUCAGCUAAAAUUCCUCCUUCAAUGGUUCUUACUUGCCAAAAUGUUUGCUCAGACCAAGAAACUAAAGGAAUAAAUGUUUUCCAGUCCACUGUAAUAUCUGGCAAUAAGCACACACAAGAUUUCUUUGAUAUCAGUGAAAUAAAAUCAUCUGAAGGAAUCCCGGGAAUGAUUUCUUCAUGUCAGAAAACUAACUAUAUGACAAGGAGCGCUGUUCAAAAACGUAAAGCUUGUAGGCCAUUAUCCGUUGAAUCUCCAGCAAAAAUCUUCUUAAGAAUGAAACAAACAGCAGCUCUUGUCAAAGAAAAACACAAGCCUCCAGAAGCUAUGUUGUUGGACCCAAAGUAUACCACAGAUUAUAUUCCUUCUGAAAGGCAGCCUGCCUUUCUACAAAGACCAGAAAAAAUACCUAUUGUUGAAGGUAAACAAAAGACAAAGCUGGAUGAGAAUUUUCUAGAAGAAUCCAAUGUAAAAACAGUUUCAAUGAAAGAUUUUACUGCGGUGAACAAAAAUAUAUGUACUACAGUAAUAAAUCCUCCAUUUUUGGAAUCCCCCAACAAGUUCUUCUCCCGUAUAAAACAGAGGUUGCAGGAAGAUUGGUUGCAGAAAGCAAAGCACCCGUUAAUCACAUCCCAACCAACAAAAAAAAUUAAUAAUUUUAAUGAAGAAUACCUAAGUACUACUGUUAGCCAGAAAGAGAUUAUUGUGGAAACUGCUGAAUUGGCCAGUGAGACUUUUACAAUAAUAUCUAAUCCUGUGAUUAUGAGUGAUGAUCAUGUUAAAUCUAGAGAAUUCUUGAAGGAAAGAGCAUCUGGAAAACUUCCUCAAGAAAAAGCAGUGGUGACUCCAUCCAAAAAUAUAUAUGGCUAUAAAGCGGGAGAAAAUUCAAGUGUUUCGCCACAAAAACCUUCCCAACACCUGUGUGAUACAAUUUUUGAUACUCCAAAAGUCCGUAUACCAAGGAAACGACAGCCUGCUACCAAAGUGCCCUUGGAUGAACCUGAAACAGGAACAAAUGAAAAGGAAAAACAGAUGAUAUGUAUCAAUGAAUGGAGAAUCAGAGUGAUCAAUGACAAUACUGCUGUGUGUCUGGAAGGAAUACGGAGAGAUAUGGAUAAUGUCUUCUGGCAUAGCAAUGCAAUUGUAGAACGCAUUGCACACAAUCAAGUCAAAACCUUGACAGGAAAUACCUACAUAUUAGAUGGCCGUAUUGAUGCAGUUAACAUGAAGAAAGAAGGAAUACCACCUACAUUCAUAAAGAGGUUUGGGACAGGAAUACCAAAAAAUUGGAAAAUGCUUGUUGCUGAUUUGCUUCGUUAUAUGAAAAGGAAAGAAGAGAGAGCAUUUCCUGUAAGUGGUAAUAGCGAAAAAAAUAAAUGCUCAGAAGAACUGGAUCUGCCCCAAAAUAUUGAGAGAAAAUAUAAAACAAAUAACACCACUUAUGAUGUAUUACCACUGCAACAUAAUAAAAUACAUGGUAUGCAGAUGAAAACAAUUGAUUUACAGAAUGACAGUGAGAAAAGUUUCACCCGUAGUGGGCGGUGUAUUAAGCCACCUAUGCAGUACUGGUGUGGGGAACGGAUAUGUCUCGAUCAAGCAUUAAAUAUCACUAUAAACAAAGGAGGUGCCAACUACUUAUCACCUACAACGAGCAUCAUGCCCCCUAUGAAGAGGCAGACUAACAAGUUUCCAAAGAAAAAUGGUGAGGGCCUUUUAAAAGAUCACAAAGAAGUGCCUUUGAAACAACCAAAAGGAAAAAUUAAUAUGAAAUCUAAUAAUAUAACCAAGAAAACCAAAUGUAAAUUGAAGCAACAGUCACAACAUGUUAUUUCAGACACUGAAGAAAAUAACUCUGAAUUAAUCAUUAAAGAUAUUUACAAGAAGAGAGCCACUGUUAUGCUGACACCUCUGAGAAAGAAAACAAUGCAAGAAAAGCAGCACUCCACCAGAAAUGAGCAAAAUGUGACGAAGGAGUGUGGAGAUAUCACUUGCUAUGAAAAAAACUUGGCUGAUGGUGAAUUAGACACUUUGAACUGCCCAUUAAGUUUGUCAAAACAACUUCAACAAAUUGAUGAAGUUGUAGAAAAUAUUCCUUGCACAGAUGAAGAUGCAUCUAGUGAAGAUAUCCCAUAUAUUAAAAGGAAAAUACGGCCUUCUUUCAAAAGAGCAACAUUCAACAAGGAGUGUAAUAAUAUCCAAGGACCAUCAUGUGAGCAGAAAAGUGCAGAGAAUUGUGUAGCAUCUUCUCAGAGCCGAAAGACAAAAUGUUCUUACUUUGGACAGGAGGUCACUCUAGAAAAAUUAAGUAGCAAGAGUUCUUCUCCUGACUUGGAUACCAGUUGUGAUCUAGAGAAGAAGAAUAGACAAAAGUCACAGAAGUGGUUCAAGAGAGCCAGAAAGAAUGCUCUUGCAUCAGAGACCGAAAGUGGUAACAUCCUAGAGGAAUUUCUUGUGGAAGAAAGUAAGAUAAAAAUACCUACCAAGAGAAUUAAUGGUCACAUUUCAACUAGUCCAAAAGCCAAGUUAGGGGUGGGGUCUCUUCCAGACACUAAUGAAAACUGGACUGAAGAAGAAUUGGAAAAGUUGUACAGGGCAAUAGCAUCUUUUCCUAAAUACAAAAGUGGUUUCUGGAUGGAUGUGGCAAGGACUGUGAGAACACGAUCUGCUGAAGAAUGCCAGGAAAAAUACAUGGCAGAGCAGGAACGGAAGAAACGCAGACCAAAGAAGACCUCCAAGCCUGGAAAAAAGGAAGGAAAAGAUAAGGGGACCCAACAGCCGUUGGCAAGGGUGGGAACCCUGAAAAGGAAACAACAGAUGCGGAACUUCCUCGAACAGAUGCCCAAGGAUAACCACGAUGAUAUCUUUGCUUCCACACCUUUCCAAAAUAGGAACAUAAAAUUGCCUCAGUUCUGCCUGGCCCCAGAGGAAGAUGUUUUCCAGUUGAAAGACAGGCAUCCUAUUACACCUGCUUCAGCUAUUUUCCCCUGGUUGAAGACACCCCAAUGUGACCAUAUCAGCCCUGGCAUGCUGGAACCUCUGGAUAGGAAAAUCUGUGAAAAACAUGUCUUCCGUAUGCAAAAUAAUAUCAAAGGCACAUGGCUGGAUAUAAAGAAGAAACCGGCUACGACAGUGUUCACUACUCCCAUAUCUCGAAGAACAAAUGUCUUUAAUUUUGAAGAUGCAGCAACUUCUGCUGGAGUGAGGAAUCUCUUUGAAGUGGAACAAGAAAUGCAGUCUGAUGAAGAGGAAGAUAUGUAUUUUACCACAUAGCCACCUGAUCAAGGCUAUAUCCAUAGAUAUAGAUGUUUUUAAUGAACUGCAAACAGUUGAGUUUUGAUUCCAGGCUGUUUUGAGAUGAAUUAUGUUGUUCCAUAAUUCUGUACUCUCAAUUGUUCAGAAUAGAGAAAAAUCUACCACACAAACUUAACUUUCUGUUUUAGAAGUAGUGAUGCAGAUAUGUAAAGAGAUAGCUGUGGUAAUUACCUUUUUAGUGGAAGUAAAAUAAUCUAUUUAAAAGUUACUUGUGCGAUAAAUGUCAAGAGUAUUGUUUGUAAUAGCAAGAAUCUAUAUUUUCUGUUCAGCAGUGCUUAUGUAUUUUUGUAUUAAACUUAUUUGCAUAGUACCUUUUAAAUGUUUUUGGCCUUUUUAAUUUGGCAAUUAGAGUGUAACUGGAUACAUAACUGAAACAUGUAUUAGCCCACUCUAUGGUUAAUUUAUGUCUGGUAUGUUGUGUG
Pseudonaja textilis is the source of this 3821-nucleotide messenger RNA. It is a transcript of the gene MIS18BP1, whose product is annotated as MIS18 binding protein 1. The record is from RefSeq and is a predicted model, not a curated record. Gene Ontology annotation, cellular component: chromosome, centromeric region. NCBI's taxonomy places the organism in Eukaryota, Metazoa, Chordata, Lepidosauria, Squamata, Elapidae.